AUGAAGAGAAACUGUUUGAGUCAAGCGACACCGUACUCGAUCAACUUAAAGAGUGAGCGAGUCGUUCAUUAUCGCGUAAUUAUUUCUGAUGGAACUGGAGCGUGUCUUUUUGAUAGCACAAAGCAGAAGUAUUACUUUGAGAUUGGAUCAGCAGCUCAGCCAGCACCACCAUCAUUCCUCUAUGUUAAUCAGUAUAUUAAAGAUGUGGUGAAAAGAGAAGAUGAUCAAGAAGAUGACGUUUAUCACAUGGCAUCCGAAUGA
Cooperia oncophora is the source of this 261-nucleotide messenger RNA. The record is from the annotation of a GenBank genome assembly. Lineage: Eukaryota; Metazoa; Nematoda; Chromadorea; Rhabditida; Trichostrongylidae.